GUAACAAGUGUCAUUCACUAAAUUUUAAUUUCCUUGGAGAGAAAGGCCAUGGGCCGUAUCCCUUGCUAUUUAAUCAAAAAACAUUAUUAUAAAUGCAUGAAAAAAAAAAAUUCGAAACCUCUCUCUCUUCUCUCUGUUGUUUGCUCUGGCGUUUCUCCUUCGGAUAGGUGGAUUUUGUUGGAGAUGGGAAGACUAUUUGUGAUCGACCUCCAAGGAGAAACUUAUACCUGCAAGCAUUGUCACACUCCUUUCGCACUUAUCGAUGAUCUCAUCUCUAAGUCAUUUCACUGCAAGCAUGGAAGGGCUUAUCUUUUCGAAAAUGUUGUCAAUGUGACUAUUGGAGAGAUGGAGCAUCGUAUCAUGAUGACUGGUUGGCAUACUGUUGCUGACAUCUUCUGCGUUUCCUGUGGCUCUCUUGUUGGCUGGAAAUACGAAAUUGCAUACGAAAAGUCUCAGAAGUACAAGGAAGGAAAAUUCAUCAUUGAAAGGUUUAAAGUGCUUGGACCCGAUGGAGGCGGAUACGACAUGAACGAGGACGAGCCCAUGAUUGGAAGUGACGAAGAAUAAAAACGGGCUUCCCUUUUCUUUUAUACGAGGGCCUAUAGUUAUUGGAGAUAUUUGGUUAAGUGGUCAAUGCAAAAACUCCACAAUUUUUUCGGGUAAGCAUAAGUAAGUAAGAACCCAAAUAUUUAUAAACUUGAUUAUAAUGUUAGAAAUUUUGUUUUGAACCAUUUAAUCUCCAAUUCAGACACUAACUUUGGUAUAUGCAUGCUUCUACUUACAUGCCUCUUGUAACAAGAUCUAUAUAAUGAAAUAUAUAAAAUGAAUUUCCUUGCGA
Eruca vesicaria subsp. sativa (arugula) is the source of this 838-nucleotide messenger RNA. Lineage: Eukaryota; Viridiplantae; Streptophyta; Magnoliopsida; Brassicales; Brassicaceae. The record is from the annotation of a GenBank genome assembly.